AUGGACUCCCAAGAUCCUCUGGAUAGCCUGAUCCCGCCCCCGAGCGUCUCAGAGCCCACCACGCCCGACUUGUCGCACACAACCAUCCCAGAAUCCACCGCCGCUGCAGUGUCGAAACUCCAGUCCAGUCGCAUCGAGAAUGCGCCUAGGAAUAUGACGCCUCCACCAUCCACACAAGUACCUUCGUCGAGCCGUCCAAAGACGAGAACACCGACGCCGCCCAUAUCUCACAUCUCUACGCCGCCUCCGACAGUCGAGCUGUCUGCGGAGAGUCACCGCAGUCGUGUUGCAGGUGGAUCAGUUGGGACGAUGAGCAUGACUGAACUAGAGGCUGCUUCGCCCGAGGAAUUGAGAUUGAAGGUCACGGAGCUGCAGGCCGCACUCCAGGAAGCCAAAAUGUCGGCGGCGCACCACAAGCUGCAAUAUCAGAUGCUGUCGCAAGAAAGUGCUGCUGCGAUUGAGCGCAUGGCUGUUGAGGCGAAAAUGGCUCAAUUUGAGAACGAGGUCAUCCACCACGCCGAGCAAGCGAGGGCUGCUGCUACACCACAACCUUCGCCGGCUCAAGAAGGCGUGAUACCCGUUCAGAAAGAUCUGUACCAAAGGAUGUGCCGCGAGAUUCAACUGCUCAGAGAAGCCAACAACGACCUGCAUGCUGAAAGCGAGGCCCGUCAAGCGACCAUUGGCCGCCAAGAUGAUCAAAUUGCAAGCCUCUCCGACAAAGUCAUCCUGAUGCGCGAACGAAUCUACGAGAACCGAGAACGACUACAUAAGCACCGCCGACCGCAAAUGCAGCAUCACUUGGAGAGCACGCCUCGCUCGGUAUACAGCCCAGCUCACCAACGCAGCCACCCAAACAGCCAACAGCAGCCUCAGCCAUUCGCUGCGUUGCUUCAGGCAUCUGAAAUGGCCAGCCAAGAAUCUGCACGAUCGGCUUCUCGUGGAAUGACCGGCAAAAAGGGCCACGUACGAAACAUGCACAGCACUUCGAGUCUACCAUCAACCCCGCAGCGCGUACAGAAGGUUCAGUACGAGACACCUUCGAUGAAUCGCACCCAACCUCUCAAAGUCCCCUCCACCGCGCCGGUCCCUCGCACCAGUGCGAUGCGCACCCCGGAUGUGUAUACGCAGUCACUGCCCGUAUCUCAAGGUUCGCAAAGGGCAGGACCUCCCUCAGACGGCACUGUAUCCGCUUCGGACCACGACAACGACAGUGAAGCUGAGACCGACAUCAUCGACCAGGACGACGAGAUCAACGUAUCACAGGCAUCCCGUGCGGCAUCUCAGAUGCUGAGGUCCAGCCACGAGCAACAAGUGAAACGCGACAGCUUCAAGGGAAACGGUAUGCUUCAACCCAAGACAAUGAAGCAAACGAAGCUUUUUGGCGCUGUUCGCAAGGCCAACGUUGACAGAAGUGAAGAACCGCCAGCCAAGCGGGCGCGGACAAACGAGAGUGCCGUAGGUCUUGGCAUAGCCGGUGUAAGGCAGCGAAGUUGA
This is a messenger RNA of Zasmidium cellare ATCC 36951, 1494 nucleotides long. RefSeq lists its product as uncharacterized. The record is from RefSeq and is a predicted model, not a curated record. The transcript has a single exon. The coding region runs from base 1 to 1494 and encodes 497 amino acids. Lineage: Eukaryota; Fungi; Ascomycota; Dothideomycetes; Mycosphaerellales; Mycosphaerellaceae.